GGCGAGGGUGGAAGCGAGUGGAGUUACAAUAGAUGCGGAAGCAGCGCUGAAGUUCAGCAAGGACUGGGGGGGGGAGCGGAGAAACGAAUGAAUGCUGUAGGGUUAGAAGCUGCAAAGAGUUAAUGCAAGGUACAAAGCAAUUUAAUGGGCUGUCUACCGCCCCUCGUCUCCUCCUCUGCACUGAGUCAGUAUUUCGAUGAAACGCAUUGGAAAUGGUGCGAGUGUACAACUGCCACCCGUUUUCCUCCCAGCUCAUUGUCCCGAUCGAACACGAACCCGACACUUUCUGCUGUGGGAGAGACAUUCUCUUCGUUAUCUCCGCUGGGUGUAAAGUAGAGACGUUUAACGUUGCACAGAACGGAUAUGAGCCCCUCUGCGCGUUCGCCACUCUUGGGAAAGUCCAGAAAAUAACGUACAGCGACAUAGGAGAUUACCUUGCCGUAAUUGAAGAGAAGAGCAAGGUCCUUUCCCUCCGUGUCUACUUCAACUGGAGGAAAUGCCAAGCAAAGGAGACCUCGCGAGUUAGCAUCCGAAUGGUGGGACAUGCGUUGCGGGCUCCAUUUAUUGGAGUGCCCAAGGAUCAAAUGGAGAUCAUAGAGGUGCCGCUUUCAGAGCCACCUGUUUCCAUUUCCUGUUGCCCUGUGAAGGGGGAUCUAACAGUUGGGUGUCAAAAUAAGGUGGUGCUAUUCCGCCUGAAGGAGGAGAUGGUGGACGGCGAGAGCCCUGUGUUAGACUUUGAGCGGUUCUUGAUCGUGCAUGUCGCUCUGGACCUGCUGGAAGUGGCCUUCUGUAAUGGCUGCUUGGCCAUGGUGGCGGACCUGGAAGUGCUGGUGCUAAAACUGGAGUAUGUCCAACAAGUGGAGGGCAAGAGCUGGCUACAGGUCCCUCAGAAAGCGGCACCGACCAACGAGGGUGUUUACGGAGUGGAAAAUAAGCCUGCAGAAGGGGCAUCUCUGAGCCAAGAACAGGAUGAGUUUGUCCUCUUUCAGGGUCCUUUGGAACUGCUUGGUGAAGAUGCAUCAGGAUCAGGAGUGUUGAUCAGUUCAGAGUGGACUGGUAUGGAGGGUUUGAAUACCGAGCUGCAGAGUAGUUUACAUCUCCGGCAGAUUCUCUACAGGCGUUUUGCACCAGAUCUGUCUCAUAUUUACUUGGAUGAGAAAACCUCGCUGCACUCUGUACAGCUGCUCCCAAUAUUUUCUGCAGGAGACUUGGAAUCGAACAGUUCCCCAGUGAGGAAGGAGAAGCAAGUGCUCAGCCUUUUCUGUUUCUUUUCGUUGCCACACAUAGGCUACCUGUACUCGGUUGGCAAUAUGGUGCAGGAGCUCUCCACUUACAGUUACCCAGAGAAGGCUAACCAAGCAGUGCUGACUUCCCAGCUCUUACAUGUCAUUACCAGGAAUAACUUGCUGUGUUACAGUGUCAGAUGCAGUGCAGUGGCUGCUCGAGAUAUUGAUCCAGAAAUUGACACCAAUAACAAGGCCUGUCCACCGUUCUUCCUACCUGUGUCUGCUCUGCGAAUGCAACUCUUCAUCGGGCUGAGAGCUGUGUGUCAUUCCAGAAACCACUUAAUACUGCUGGCCAAAGCAGAGGUCAAUGCACAAAAAAGACAGAAUGAAUCCAAAAAAGGAUCGCCCCAAAAAUCCAGGACUGUUAAUAACACAACACCGAUCACUGGAGAGUCCGGGUGGAAUUUGUACUGCUUGCAGGUGAUUCCUACAGUUCAGCUGUGCAAGGAGAUGGUGGAGUACAGUUUGAAGUACAAGACCUGCAGUCCACAGAGUUACGUCCAUUUGCUGAGUGAAGCCCACUUAAUGCUAAAGGCUGCUCUCCUGGAUCCUGACCUUGGCCAGUGUGACAGCGAAUUACUAUCUGCUUUUAGUGAGAACUGCAUCCAGCUGGGAGACUGUUUCAGUCAGUUUGAGAUGGAUGAUUUUCACCUCACUCUCCCCUACUAUAAGAUGUCGGGCAAGUCAUUGAGUGACCUAAUCAGCAGAAGGCUUUUAUGGGAAAAUGAACCUGAGAAAUUUGGAAAAGGAUUUAUGUACUACUUAAAGCACUUAGUCUAUGAGGAAAUUGAAGAGCCACUCAGUGCAGAAACAGCAAACCAGGUGUUGCAGGUAUUCAGGCUGUCGGAACCAACCCAAAUCCCCCAUGCUUUGUGCAGCCCGUGCAUGAGAAAUGUGUGCCUGAGGACUGCGUGGGACCAUCUGGAGAGGCUGGCCUCCAUCAGCCCGUCGCCCCUGGUGACACUGACUAAAGCAAUGGUGGCACUAAGAAUUGAAGACCAGCAGAAAUACCAGGAGGCCAUGGGGCGAUACACAGAGAUGAGGUUGGUUAAUGGAUUUGUGGAUGAACCAAAUCUCCUGCGGCAUCACAGCGUCGUGGCAACUGAGCUGUCCCAUAAACUGCAGAGGACUCAGCCGGGUCUAUUGGUAGUUGCAUUUGUAGCUCUACUGAAAAAUGACAAAAUCACCCUCGCGGAGGCUGACCUGUUCUUUAAGGAACUCUGUGGUAAAGGUGAUAAAGACGAUGAGGCGGAGACUCCGCAGAUGCUGGUUGAUUUCUGGGAAGCCACGUUGAUAUCCUGCACCGAGGAAGUGAUGAUCGAACUCCUGCUGAUGAAGCUGGUGUCGGUGUACCUCCACAGGACGGUCCGGAGACUGAAGCCUGACCAGAAACCACUCAAAACGGUGGAGGAACUGAUCAGUUCAUGUGGUCAUUUCGGGAAGAUUUUCCCAUGGAUCCACACCAUCAAUGCAUCCAGUUCCGAACCACUAGGGCCUUCAGAAGAUCUGCAGAAACUGCAGUCCAUUUUGUGCGGUCCUUCAAUUGAAAUAACAUCUGUUCUCCAUCUUCUGCAACACCUCCCUGAUGAUGACAUGACUGGUUUAAGUAUCCACGCCCUGUGUGACACCAGACUGGGCAAAUGUGAGCAUGUAACUGACCUUCUCCUUGAUCGAUGCCCUGAAGCACUUCUACCAUUUGCCACUUGUGAGAUGCAGCAGGGAAAUCAGCCUCUGUGGUGGAAGAAGCUUUUGCCUGAACUUUGCGAGAGGACAAGAGGAGCUGGAGGAGAAAAUAGAAUCCUGGUGUCUUCACUGCAGGAGACACUGGCGGUGGUGGCUGCUGCUCUCCCACCUCUGGAUUUUCUGAGGAUACUGCCGGAUGAUGGUGUUGCUUCGUUUUUCCUACCUCACCUUCUGGAAUGCAGCAGAAAGAACUCGAUCACCUGACCUGGAGUGUGUGUUGGGCAGAGGAGCUGUGCUGUGUUCUCGGGAGCUCUGGAAGGGACAGCGUUAUCUUGCCUUGAUUGUGGUGCAGGAUGUGACUGCAGGCUCGAAGCAGGUGCCGACUAGAACUGUGAAGAUCACUAUCACUGGCAAAAACCAGUGGGAAACCUGGCCACAUGAAGUCGCUACAGUGCACCUAGAUAACAACAUUAUCACAUCUAGGAGUAAAAAUUCACACCAACAUGGCAGGGCUCACUGACUGCUAGCUAACAUACUCUUAAGACAAUCCACACUAUUUCUACAGCAGUGUUAAUGAACACUUGAGCAAGGAUUGACUGUGAGUAAGUUAAGGGUUCAUGUGUGAACUUCACUGGAAUUUCUGUUUUUUUAAAUCCAUCUGAUUGCUUAACGUAUCUGCUCACUCAUUUUUGCAGAGUAAGUUGUCUUUGAGUUUUGUCCGAUGUCACUUUCAACACUUUCCUUGAAGUCACCCCAGUACAACCUACCAUGCUGAAACCCAGUUGCUAGAUGUAAGACCUCUUCCUAUUGGCUCUGUGUGAAAGAUUGGGGUAUCAAACCUAGUACAACUUUCCUGCAUAGUGCAAUGGAUUGUUGAAGAUUAUUUUCCCAUCCCUCUUCGUCUAACUACACCAACCCCACUUGUCCCUGCCUGGGAGGGUUAUUUGUAUUCCAGUGAUCUUUUUUAACCAUUAUGUGUAUUUAACCAAUUAUUUAUUUAUACUGUUGAUAUUUCACUCCAUGUUUACAUUGAUAUCAGUGAUAAAUCUGCUUUGAACCCAGUAACCUUUCAGCCAGAGCCAAAAACACUUUUUAGAUUAAAAGAGUGAUAAUACUAUUAAAUUUUACUUUACUGGUUUUGUGCUCAUCUAACGAUGGUGGACUGAUUAGUUCACAAACUUGUCGCCAGGUGAAUAUCGAGAAGAGUGUGCAAUAAAAUUCAAUAACUAAACCUCUCAAGCUGUACGCUUUCCAGGGCUGGUGGUGGAAGCAGACAUGAUAGUAGUGCUUAAGAGGCAUUUAGACACCACGUGAACAUCCAGGGAAUGGAGGGAUAUGGAUCGUGUGCAGGCAGAAGGGAUUAGUUUAAUUUGCCAUCAUGCUCGACACAGACGUCGUGGGCCGAAGGGCCUCUUGUACUGUUUUAGGUUUUCACCACUUUCUCAAUCAGUCCUGCCACGUCCAAUGAUCUCUGCAUAGGUACUCCCCAGCUCUUCCACUUCAAUGAUAGGGUGACACAGCGGAGCAGCAAGUAAGCUGCUGCCCCACAGAUCCAGUGAUCUGGUACAAUGUUGACCUCUGUUGCUGUGUGAGGGGUUUGCAUGUUCCCCCUGUGACCAUGUGGUUCCAUCCAGGUGCUGUGGCUCCACCCCAACCCCCCCCCCCCCCCAGACGUAGAUUUGUUGCCAAUGGGGAAUUGCCCCUAGUGUGUAGGUGAAUAGUAAGAUCUGGGGGAAGUUGCUGAGAACAUGGGGAGGAUUUGUGUAAAUGGGUGCUUGAUGGUCAACACGUGUUCAAUGGGCCAAAAGGUUCUGUUACCGUGCUUAUUGAUUCAAUGAUUAGAUGCCUUUUGUGGGGUUCUCAUUUAGAUUCUCUUCCUUUCCCAUCAUCGCUUUCAUCCCCAAUCCACUUGAAUGGAGGGACAUGCUGUAGCACCACCCUACACCUUCCCUGCCCAGGUGUACUCUGAUUAUAGAUCCAUGACUAACUUUUCAUUUAUCCCCUGCCUCAGAUCCCAUAAUGUGCUGUGGUUGUAUCCAAAAGAAAAACCGAUUAAUACUGGAAGUGCUCAGCAGAUCAGGCAGCAUCCAUGGAGAGAGAGAAACCUAGUUAAUAUUUCAGGUUAAUGACCUUUCUAUAUUUCUCCUCACAUUACUGUGGUUCAAGUUUUUUUUGUUUGAGAAUAACUCCUUUGGUGCCACACCCACAUGUUCCUGCUUUAGACAACAGUCUGGGCAGUAAAUGUGCCAAGCUGUUUUACGUUUAUUUUGCAGUUACAGCAAUAAACAGAAACAAGUGGGCUUAACAUUUUAUUAGGCACUUGGUGGCAAAAGGGUCACGUCAGUCCACAUGAUGAUCUCCAUAGCAUUUCCAAUUAAACAAACCUUCACAUGAGGUUCUGCUGCAGUUGAAGGUGUCACA
Pristis pectinata (smalltooth sawfish) is the source of this 5390-nucleotide messenger RNA. It is a transcript of the gene hps3, whose product is annotated as HPS3 biogenesis of lysosomal organelles complex 2 subunit 1. Bases 213 to 3233 code for a protein of 1006 amino acids. Gene Ontology annotation, biological process: organelle organization. Gene Ontology annotation, cellular component: cytoplasm. The transcript has 18 exons. NCBI's taxonomy places the organism in Eukaryota, Metazoa, Chordata, Chondrichthyes, Rhinopristiformes, Pristidae. The record is from RefSeq and is a predicted model, not a curated record.